GUCACGUCGCGACGUGGAGGGCUUGAGACGGCAGAUUUCGUUUGCGAAUCAAGAUGAGCUACAGCGGGCACGGCGAGUGGGGCCACUUUGUCGCGCUCACGCCGACACGCGACAGCUACCUCGAGGCGCGCGGCGAGCUCAAGGAGCGGCUCCUCCUCACGCGGUCUCCGCUGCCAUCGCCCGUGCUGCGCCCGCUCCGCCUCUCGCGCAAGACGGGCUGUCUGUACAACCUCAGCGCGCUCGACGACCAUGCUGGGCUGCCGGCCUCCAAGCCAACCACCAAAAUGACACUCCACGCGGCCAUCUACCCGAGCAUGCUGUGCCCGCGCAGUGAACCACGGGAGGUGCAGCUGGUUCCAUCCAUGGCCGCACCCGUGGCCGCGAAGACGGGGAUCCUCGUCCUGCCCGCCACGGCCUGGUGGGCAUCGGCGACCGAAGUGCGCGUUGUUCUGGAAGGCGGCCGCGUCGCGUGGGUGCCUGUGACACCCUGCUUCGAACCCAUCGCAGCCGCGCGCACUCGGCACUUUGUGCUCACGCCGGCCACGGUCGUCUGUCGCAUGCCAGGCGGCCGCGCGCUUCAGCUGACGUCGGAACAUGGCGCAAGCGUCCACUUCCGCUGCCCAUCCGCGACGGCCUGCAAGGCGUGGGUCACCGCACUGACGCUUGCGAUCGCGGACGCGUCGCGGAUACAGCACGACCCGGUCGCGUCGGCGCCGAUCCGCAUCCUCCCGAGCAUGCGCAGCCGGUAGUCGUCGUAGCAGCUCUAACUUAUGUAUUACACGUGCUCUUGUCGGCGUUGCAACUGGUCGCGUCGACCGCACUAUUAGCAGCCGCCUC
Molecule: messenger RNA, 837 nt
Organism: Saprolegnia parasitica CBS 223.65
Lineage: Eukaryota; Oomycota; Saprolegniomycetes; Saprolegniales; Saprolegniaceae
Exons: 2
Coding region: 54-749 (231 amino acids)
Source: RefSeq, a predicted model, not a curated record